AUGGCAGACCUAUGCCCCAAAGACUGUGAGCUGACAACCCUGGAUGAGGAGAACCUGUGGGAAAUAAUGGAGAACCAUCGAUAUAAGAUUGUCCGCAAUGUCUGCCCUAGUCGGCUAACUCCCUACCUCCGACAGGCGAAAGUGCUGGAUCAGUUGGAUGAGGAAGAAGUUCUGCACAGUCCCAAGUUCACUAACAAUGCUAUGAGAGUUGGAUAUUUGCUGGAUGUGCUGAAGACUCGAGGUAAAACUGGGGCCAUUGCCUUUCUGGAGAGCCUGAAAUUUCAUAAUCCAGACAUUUACACCUUGAUCACUGGACAGGAACCCUCUGUUGACUCUGAUAGUUUCCGUGGCCUCAUUGAUACUUCUAAGCUGACUGAAUGCCUAGCUGGUGCUAUCAACACCCUCCAGCAGGAGCUGUCCCAGGAGAAGCUGAGAAGCCAGGCACUGCAGCAGCAUUGUUAUAAACUAAAGGAGAAUCUGCAUAAACUGGGAGCCCAGAAUAAAAACCUAAGGGACAAGGAAGCAGAGCACAACCGCAUGAAGAGGGAAGUUAGCACUCAGUUCCACCAGGUGCUGAAGCUGAAGGAUGAGAUGUAUAACUUGUCUAUGCAUUAUACCAGUGCUCUGCAAGACAAGGACCUGGCCAUCACCCGCUGCCGGAGUCUGCAGGAGGAGUUGUAUCUAAUGAAGCAGGAGCUACAGCGUGUUCAGAUGACUUCCUCCUGUGAGCGUGAGUCUAGAGAGAGAUUUCUGAAAAUCAGCAAUGACCUGGAACUCCAAGAAGGAGAGGUCAGUCGGCUCAAGGAGGAAAAUGAGAAGCUUAAGUCUCUGACCUUCAGCCUGGCAGAGAAGGACAUCUUGGAACAGAAUUUGGAUGAAGCACUGGAUAGUAAGCAGGAACUGGUGGAUCGCAUCCACUCCCUGAGGGAAAGAGCUGUCACUGCUGAGAAACAGCGUAAGCAGUACUUGGAAGAAAAAGAGCAAACCCUCUUUCAGUUCCAAAAAAUUAAGGUGGACUUCGAAAUCUACAAGGAGAAGAUGAAUGCCCUACAAAGCCAAGUGGUGGAGCUUCAGAAGGAGCGAGACCAGGCAUACAGUGCAAGGGAUCUGGCCCAGAUGGACAUUUCUCACAGCUUGACAGAAAAAGAUUCCCUCCGAAGAAAAGUGUUUGAGCUAACAGAUGAGGUCUGUGAACUUCGGAAACAACUUCAAAAGGUGCAGGCAGAACCAAUGAGUGAGGUAAGAGAAGAGUUGACUAAUGUUAUGGAACCUUCAAGAUUGGGAAAACAGAAGCUCAUAAGGAUGCAUGCCAUUAAUCCUCAGGAAGACAAUGACUUCAGCCUUCUAAGCUCCACAGAGCAUUGGCCAGAUCUGAGUGCCAUCUCAAACCAGGAGCAGAUGGGCAGCUUCUGUUCUAGUAGCCCUGUGCCUCCUUGCAAACAAUCACUCCAAAAGCGAAUCACCGAAGACUUCCUGGAAGACCCCAUUUCUAAUCUUUUUAGGUUGGGGAGAAAAAUUUUGAGAUUCCUCUUUCUUUUUCUCUGUAGAAACUCCCAGGGAUUUGUUGAUAAAAAUUUUGGCAUCUCUUCAGAAGAGAAAAUAGAUGACAUAGAACUGGACUAUGAGGUGGUAGAUAUGGGAGUAGGUUUCCCUGGAACAGAAAGUAUUCAGAAGACCUUUUCCCCAAGUUCUUUCUCCCCAGAAAACAAUGUUCUAGUGCGUCGGCGUCCUGCCCUAAGGAUAUUGAGUCAGGUAACAGCACUGACCUUCCAAGGGGACUCCUUCUUGGAUCAAAUCAGCAUCAUUGGUGGAAACCAUACAGGCAUCUUUAUUCACCGUGUUACUCCAGGCUCUACAGCAGAUGAGAUGGCUUUGCGUUCUGGCACCCAGAUCAUGAUGGUGGAUUAUGAUUCAAAGGAAAUCGCAUUCAAGGCUAUUCUGGAGGAUACAACUCUGGAACAGGCAGUAGGACUUCUCAAGAGGGUGAAUGGGUUCUGCUGCCUAUCUGUGAAGAUCAACAUGGAAGGUUACAAGAAAUUGGUCCAGGACAUAGAGAAUAAAGUGACCACCUCAGGGGACUCGUUUUAUAUCCGGGUCAACUUGGCCAUGGACAGAAAGGCAGAUGGAGAACUACAGGUGCAGUGUAAUGACAUCCUGCAUGUCACUGACACCAUGUAUCAAGGCCAAAGUUGUUGGCACGCCCAUCGAGUCAAUUUGUACAGCAUGAAGGACACAGAUCAUGGCACCAUCCCCAACUACUCACAGGCUCAGCAGAAACUCAUCACCCUCAUCCAGGACAUGACUCAGCAGAGCACAGUCUUCCGCAAGUCAUCUGGGGGACAACAGAAAUUAGUACGCAUAGUAAGCAUGGACAAGAGCAAGGUCAACCAACUGUGUUCCUCCUCUGAUGGAAGCCAGACUGAGCCCAGCAAGUUGGAAGAUUCAUCCAUGGUAGGCUUUUGGGCAGAGAGCUGUUUUACACUAGUUCCUUAUACACGGGUAAAACCCUACAAACCAAUCAGACCUCGGCCUGUGCUUUUUGUGCCUAUGGUGAUUGGGAGGAUUCUGAGUGAGAAGCUGAGCCUCCUGAAGGACUUUGAGAAAUGCCCAACAGAAUACUUAAGCCAAGAAGAGUAUGAAGUUCGAAGGCAGAGUGGAGACAUAAUCCAUGAGAAAGAGGACCCCAGCCAUCACAAUUAUGUAACCUACCAAGCAGUGGAGUCCUUGAUGCACAAGAAUAUGCACUGUCUCUUGGACAUUAAUCUGAACUGUGUGCAAACCCUGCACAGGACUGAGAUCUUCCCUAUCAUUGUCCACAUCCCUGUCACUGAGAAGAAUGCCAAGAAACUCAAAAAGGCCCUGCAGCGUCUUGGAACUACAGAAGAACAAAUCCUGGAAACAGCCAAGUGCGAGGAGGCUGAACUAGAGAAAGUCCCUUGUUUAUAUACUAGCCUAGUUCCUGAUUGUUGGAGUGAUGUGGACUCCCUUGUCAACUGUGCUCGCUUGUCUAUAGCUGAGGAGCAAAAGAAAUUUGUAUGGAUAGAACGAAGCCCUCGAUAGUCUCCCCCUUCAUGGGCUUUUUUCCCAUUCCUUCAUGAGAGAUGGCAGAAUCCUUCACAUUUUGCCCUCCAAUAAAUAUUUUUUGCAAGUUU
Molecule: messenger RNA, 3152 nt
Organism: Antechinus flavipes (yellow-footed antechinus)
Lineage: Eukaryota; Metazoa; Chordata; Mammalia; Dasyuromorphia; Dasyuridae
Gene: CARD14
Product: caspase recruitment domain family member 14
Exons: 20
Coding region: 1-3060 (1019 amino acids)
Biological process (GO): regulation of apoptotic process
Molecular function (GO): protein binding
Source: RefSeq, a predicted model, not a curated record